AGAAGAUGAUAGGAUAAGGGUUCAGAAAUCUGGAUUCCACAAAAAAUUCAUUUUUUCGAGAAAUUUUUUUAAAAGGGAAAAAACAUUGGACGUAUAUGUCAACUUCCUCAAUCUCAUUAUCGUCAUUAUCCCUUCAUUUUAUUUUCUGUUCAUAAAUUUAUAUUCUUUUGCUCCCAUCGUUUCUUUACAUAUUUUCCACCCUCAGUUUCAACACAUACUGUUUCUCUGAUCGUAACAGUGAUACAUAAAAAUGGAGGCACGUGCAGGAGCCAAUCAGCGUAUUGCAAGAAUCUCUGCUCAUCUUCAGCCAUCAAAUUUCCAGGAAAGGGGCGAUGUUAUUCUCAAGAGAGCUGAGUGCAGAGCAAAGGGUGGGGCACCCGGAUUCAAAGUGGCAAUUUUGGGGGCUGCUGGGGGAAUUGGUCAAUCCCUUUCUUUGUUGAUGAAGAUUAACCCAUUGGUUUCGGUUCUUCAUCUUUAUGAUGUUGUCAACACCCCCGGUGUCACAGCUGAUAUUAGCCACAUGGACACCGGUGCUGUGGUUCGUGGCUUUCUGGGACAGCCACAACUCGAGAAUGCACUCACUGGCAUGGACUUGGUAAUCAUACCUGCUGGGGUGCCAAGGAAACCUGGGAUGACAAGGGAUGAUUUAUUUAAAAUAAAUGCUGGAAUUGUGAAGACCCUUAGUGAAGGAAUUGCCAAGUGCUGCCCCAAUGCAAUCGUCAACUUGAUCAGUAAUCCAGUCAAUUCCACUGUUGCUAUUGCUGCAGAGGUUUUCAAGAGCGCCGGUACAUAUGACCCAAAGCGACUACUGGGUGUUACAGCCCUUGACGUUGUGAGGGCAAAUACUUUUGUGGCAGAGGUACUGGGAGUGGAUCCAAGAGAGGUUGACGUUCCAGUGGUGGGAGGUCAUGCUGGGGUCACAAUUUUGCCUCUUUUGUCACAGGUUAAGCCUCCCAGUAGCUUCACUGCAGAAGAAACUGAAUACCUGACAAAUCGCAUUCAAAAUGGAGGAACUGAAGUUGUGGAGGCAAAAGCUGGUGCUGGUUCGGCCACACUAUCCAUGGCAUAUGCAGCUGCCAAGUUUGCGGACGCAUGCCUCCGUGGCUUGAAAGGGGAAGCUGGGGUGGUGGAGUGUGCUUUUGUUGAUUCUCAGGUUACGGAACUUCCCUUCUUCGCAACCAAGGUGCGUCUCGGUCGUGCCGGAGCAGAAGAGGUAUAUCAAUUAGGCCCCCUCAACGAGUAUGAAAGGAUUGGGUUGGAAAAAGCAAAGAAAGAGUUAGCAGGAAGCAUCCAGAAGGGUAUAGACUUCAUCAGAAAAUAAAAUGUGACCGGCAAAAACUAGUUUCUGCUUCUUUUAAAUAAGGACCUUCUGUAAUGCUUCCCUUUGUUCAUAGUAAAUUUUUUGCCUUAAAAAUAGCAUUUUAAAUUUUCGGUGUCAUCCCUUACUACUGAUGACCACUGAUAUGACAUCAGUGAAACCGUAUAAUGAUCUGAAAGAUACUACAAUAUGGGUCUUUUGUACUAAUUCAAAAUCUUAUUUUACUCGCAACACAUUUUAGUA
Vigna unguiculata (cowpea) is the source of this 1561-nucleotide messenger RNA. RefSeq names its product malate dehydrogenase 2, peroxisomal. The record is from RefSeq and is a predicted model, not a curated record. Gene Ontology annotation, biological process: carboxylic acid metabolic process; tricarboxylic acid cycle. NCBI's taxonomy places the organism in Eukaryota, Viridiplantae, Streptophyta, Magnoliopsida, Fabales, Fabaceae. Gene Ontology annotation, molecular function: L-malate dehydrogenase (NAD+) activity. Gene Ontology annotation, cellular component: cytoplasm; chloroplast.